AUGGAUUUCGAAGCAAAUAAUAAAUCAGUUUUAACAAAUGGCAAAUCACACUCGAACCAUGUAAAUUCUGAUAUGUCUAUAAUACACCUAGAUUCUCCUUCACUUGUGCGUACAGAGUCUCUAAUCGACACCGUUGACAUGGACGGCUUGAGUUGGCCAAGCAUCGGUACGAAACAACGCCUAAACGAAACUUUCGAACAGAAACAAGAAAGAAUACGAAAGUUAUCUUCGGCAGUUCAAACUAUAUUUGAAUGCAUAGGUGAAGAUCCGACCCGUGAGGGUCUUUUACGGACUCCAGAAAGAUAUGCGAAGGCCAUGAUGUUUUUCUCUAAAGGAUACGAAGAGAGCAUACAAGACAUAAUCAAUGGCGCUAUCUUUGAAGAAGAUUACGAUGAAAUGGUAAUAGUAAAGAAUAUUGAUGUAUUUUCUUUAUGUGAGCAUCAUAUGGUCCCAUUCACCGGAAAGAUCAGUAUAGGCUAUAUUCCUAAUCGGCGUGUACUUGGACUAUCAAAGCUUGCACGAAUCGCCGAAAUGUUUUCGCGACGACUUCAAGUACAAGAACGACUAACAAAACAAAUUGCUGUAGCACUCCAAGAGAUCUUGAAGCCACGAGGGGUUGCUGUAGUAAUGGAAGCGAGUCAUCUCUGUAUGGUGAUGCGUGGUGUAGAGAAGCCUGGGAGUUCUACAAUAACCAGCACCAUGUUAGGCGUAUUUCGAGAGAAAGCAAAAACGCGUGAAGAAUUUUUAACGUUAAUCAGAAAUUGA
Messenger RNA from Ambispora gerdemannii, 765 nucleotides. Lineage: Eukaryota; Fungi; Glomeromycota; Glomeromycetes; Archaeosporales; Ambisporaceae. The record is from the annotation of a GenBank genome assembly.